AUGACAAGUGGCAGGUGGAGCGUGCUCCUCCAAUUCAUCAACGUGGUCAUUGGCAUUCUGAACUGGUUGCACGGCAUAAAGCAGACAGUGCCGACUGGCAAGCACACGUUCGCUCAACAAGCAGUUUUGCAAAACAUCGUGGAUCGCACAGUGUGGACACUCACACGCCUGCAACAUGCGCAAGAUGGCUGGGAGCGGUUUGUGCCAGAUUUUGUGCCAGGUUUCACUGCAGGUACAACUUCUUUCCAAGACUUGGUUGCUGACAGGGUGGACAACUUGCAAGCGGCUGGCUUAUGCGAUCCUUUGCCCCACUUGCCAGCCCAUGUGCGGGCCAGCUUGGCAACACCUGAAGGAAUCCUUGACAACAGCGAUGAUUCUUUGCGUGGCCCGAAAGAGGAAUAUGCAAAAUUGGUUGUCAAGCAGCUGCGGUGUGGUAAGUUGAGUUUAGCAACUUUUUGCAAGGGUGGUGGUACCACUUUCGCUGUUGGGAAGCCUGGGGGUGAACGCCUGAGGGAGGUAUGGCACGGCCGACGUGUUUCAGAAUCAGCUUCUGCACCUCCAAAGCCGAGACACUUGGCUUCCCCAACUGCGUUGACCUUUCUGGAGUGCAGCGAUGGAAGACCACUACGCCUUAGCAAGCGCGAUGCUACGUGUUGGUUUGACCAGUUGAAGCUUCCCAGCUCUCUUCGUCGAUACAUGGCCAAACCGCCCAUCUCCACAGUGGAACUUGUCAAUGCUGGAAUGUCAGUGGCGGAUCAGCGGCAGCACAUGGAAGAUGGACAUGCUUGGCGCGAAGGUUUGCUAUAUCCUUUGCACUGCGUCUGGCCUAUGGGAUUUUCUUGGUCUUCUUACAUAGCCCAAGAAGAGAUGCUGAGUGUUUGUCAAGAUGCUGGCAUACCAACUUCAUCUCUCUUGGCUUGUGAUUGCGUGACACCUACAUCGUUUGAGCUUGUUGCUGCGGUGGCCACCGAUGAUGUCAUGAUUUUCAGCGACGCUGGCCCUGGUGCCACCUGUGAAGCAGCAAGAGCUUUCGAUGCAGCUAUGGAUGCACGAUGCGCAGUCCGAAAUCUUAAGAAGGACGUUGACGACGCGCUCUGUGGUACCUGUGUUGGGGUUGACUUAGUAGAUGGAUACUUUCUGGAUGUGCCGGGGGGACGCUACUUGGCCAUGAUUCUGACAAAUUGA
Durusdinium trenchii is the source of this 1185-nucleotide messenger RNA. The record is from the annotation of a GenBank genome assembly. Lineage: Eukaryota; Dinophyceae; Suessiales; Symbiodiniaceae.